Messenger RNA from Sphenostylis stenocarpa, 1185 nucleotides. The record is from the annotation of a GenBank genome assembly. NCBI's taxonomy places the organism in Eukaryota, Viridiplantae, Streptophyta, Magnoliopsida, Fabales, Fabaceae.
AUGGCAUCACUGUGUUUAAACUCAUUUCCAGUUCCACCAUCUUCUCUUCCUCGCAAGCCAACAGAAACUUAUCUUUCUUCUUCUUCUUAUCCUUCUUUGCUUCUUGAUAACAACAACAAUCACAGUGCCUUGAAACCCAUUGUUGUCAGUGGAGAUCCCCCAACUUUUGUUUCUGCUCCUGAUCGCAGAAUUCUUGCUGUUGGAGAUCUACAUGGAGAUCUUAAGCAAACUAGGUCUGCUCUUGAAAUGGCUGGUGUAUUGAGCUCUGAUGGUCAAGACUUGUGGACUGGUGGAGAAACUGUGUUGGUUCAACUUGGGGAUAUACUAGAUCGAGGUGAAGAUGAAAUUGCCAUCUUAUCCUUGCUGCGAUCGUUGGAUAAACAGGCAAAAGCAAAAGGUGGAGCUGUGUUUCAGGUAAAUGGAAAUCAUGAGACCAUGAAUGUGGAAGGGGAUUUCAGAUAUGUUAAUUCUGGAGGAUUUGAUGAGUGUAUUGAUUUCUUAGAAUAUAUCAAUGGUUCUGAAGAUGACUGGGAGGACACUUUUACUUCUUGGGUUGAUGUCUCUGAAAGGUGGAAAGAAGAUCGAGCAACUUCAAAAAGUUAUUGGGGACCAUGGAGCUUAUUGAAGAGGCAAAAGGGAGUCAUAGCCAGAUCAGUCCUCUUUAGGCCUGGUGGGCUUCUUGCACGUGAGCUUGCAAGGCAUGCUGUUGUACUUAAGGUCAAUGACUGGGUCUUCUGUCAUGGUGGACUGCUCCCUCACCAUGUUGCAUAUGGCAUAGAGAGGAUGAAUAAAGAAGUGUCUGAGUGGAUGAAAGGUCAGCAUGAGAAUGACAAUACUCUCAAAUUUCCUUUCAUUGCCACUAGGGGCUAUGACAGUGUUGUUUGGAAUCGUUUAUACUCAAGAGACGCACCAGAUUUAGUGGACUAUCAAACUAAUCAGGUAUGUUCCAUUCUUGACGAGACACUGCAAGCAGUUGGUGCUAAGUCAAUGGUGGUCGGGCAUACUCCUCAAACUACAGGUGUAAAUUGUAAAUACAAUUGUAGCAUAUGGCGCAUAGAUGUUGGAAUGUCCAGUGGAGUUCUUAAUUCAAGACCAGAGGUUCUAGAAAUUAUAGACAACCAAGCAAGAAUUAUAAGGUGCAAAAGGGACGCACACAGUGAACUUCAAGCUGCUGCAUAUACUUAA